This is a messenger RNA of Brachypodium distachyon (stiff brome), 1225 nucleotides long. RefSeq lists its product as uncharacterized. Bases 1 to 882 code for a protein of 293 amino acids. The transcript has 6 exons. The record is from RefSeq and is a predicted model, not a curated record. Lineage: Eukaryota; Viridiplantae; Streptophyta; Magnoliopsida; Poales; Poaceae.
AUGGCCCAAAGUGAUAGGAUGGAACAACAGUACAAUGAACUAAAAACCCUGUUCUUGUCAUACAAGAGGAGCACACCUAUGGAAACAAGUCUUGAAAACAAUGAAAAGGACCUGCCAAGCAAAGAGCAUUCAAAGGUGACGCUGGCAGCAGCAAAGCAGAAUGCCGGAGCAUAUAUAGAGAAAGUAAAUAAUGCAAAUAACAAGUCUAGAAAGUUUCGAACUCCUGUUGCUAAGGAUGGUGCAGAGGGAAUAAUGAAACGUGGAAUGGAUGUCAGGCUUACAUCACCAAAUAGUGGAAAGAUGGUGGCACUAGGGACCAUCCAAGGAACUGAUCCGAAAGCUAAAGCUAUGGAUGGCCAGCCUCUAGCAAAUUCAGUUGAGGUGGUUGUGGAUUGUAUUUUCAGUCCAACAACGGUGCUGCCUCGUGCACAAGGAAAGUUGAAAAUUCUUGGAAAUGCUCAAGCUCGUUGUAUUACUUGGCCACGUCUGAAUGUUGUAAGAAAAGAUGGAACACCUCUGCACUCCAAUGUCAUGGUAAAUGAAGAUGGUACCCUGUUGCAGUCCAAGGUGGCUGUGAACAAUAAAGAGAAUGUGGAUCCUAAAACAACAACAUCGCAUACAGAGGUUGCCAUGCAAGCUAAUUCAGGAAGUAUGAAGGAAAAAGAUUUGAAAAAGCGCAAGCAAAGUACUACCGCAACAACUACAGGGACUGCUGUUGGGGGAAUACUAUCUCAAACUGAAAGUGCUCCUCCUGAGAAAAAGUUGCCUCCUAGGCUGGGUAGGAAUCUUAGGGCUGGUAGCUCACAAUCAUCAUAUGCAAAGGUGUACGACAACAACGUGCUUAAAACAACUUCACGGCUUCAACGUGCAUCAAGGCAAUAAAACCGGAGAUAUGGUACCACUGGUUCCAGGACAUCAGUUCUUAUUCCUUCGCACCAAGCUCAAGUGCGCCAUUGGCAUCUGUCUCCUCUUCAGAUGUCUCAAAAUGCAAAUGGAUCAUGAACGUGGAUUGUAGAGAUCAAGCAAUGUAAACAUGGUGUUCAUGCCACUUUCGCACUCUGUUGUUCAUAGAUCCUCGUCAUGUUGUCUUAUUUAAUACUAUGGAUUCUUGGUCACGUACUUCGAUGCAUUUUAGAAAUCGUAUCAUAAAUCUGGAAAUUCUUUGUAGUAGUAUUUUUAACAAUGCCUAAAAUGAUUAUAUAUUGAAGGUUUUUAUGUCAAUGAC